Auanema sp. JU1783 is the source of this 1479-nucleotide messenger RNA. Lineage: Eukaryota; Metazoa; Nematoda; Chromadorea; Rhabditida; Rhabditidae. The record is from the annotation of a GenBank genome assembly.
AUGACAUUUAUUGUGGAUAUGAUGGCUCAAACACAAGAGGAUGUGAGUGUGGAAAGGAAGAAGACUGAGCAGGAACAGAAGGCUAAGCCUGCUAAUCCUAAGGGAUUUAUCAGAUACGUAAUGUUAACCGUUUCAAUCAUAUGUCUUUCGUCAAUCAUGGCUAAUAUUGUUUGCUUCAACUUUACGGUGUUAUGUAUGCCCGGAAUCAAAGUACCGUUAACUGACAUUCUAAAUAUGACGUUGGUUGAUGAGAAAUCGGAAGGAUUUACGAAAUAUGAACGAACAUUAUUGUUUUCAUCUGUUGCGAUUGGAGCUCUAGUUUCUGUUAUUCCAUUUUCUCAUUUCAUAACAACAGUAGGAUGUCGCAAGAUGUUCACACUGGCUGGCAUCAUAACUGCCAUAGCUACCGGUUUUAUUCCACAGGUAGCUGAUAAUAAUCUCAACAUGUUUCUGGCUCUUCGAUUUCUACAAGGCAUCUCGUUCUCAGCCUGUAUGCCUGCUGUAGGUAGUAUUACAGCAUCUUGGGCUUCAUUAUCUCAAAAUGGAUUGUUCAUGGCUGUACUCACCACCUUCGCACAAGUCAGCGCUAUUUUCUCGAUGCCCAUAUCGGGAGAGUUGUGUGAAUCAGAGUACGGCUGGCAGUCCAUUUACUACCUUCACUCAGUCUUCUGCGUGUUUUGUUUUAUAAUAUUUGCUUGUAUUUAUAGAAAUACUCCAGAAGAGCAUCCUUGGAUUUCUGUAGAAGAAAUUGAAUUCAUUGCUGCUGGCAAGAAAGUGAGGAUUCCAGAGAAGGGUGAAGAACCCACUGGAAUACCUUACUUAUCCAUCAUGACUACUCCAAGUGUUUGGGGAGUCUGGGUUGGAGCUCUAGGAGAUCUCAUAGCUAUUCAGCUCAUUCACACAUUUUCACCUCUGUAUAUGCGUCAAGUUUUACAAUAUUCUGUACAUAAGACAGGCUUCGCGGCCGCCCUUCCUGUUUUGAUGCAAUUCUUUGUCAAAGUUUUUGCGGGACAUACGUCAGAUAGGAUCACACAAGUUUCUGAAACAACCAAACUGAGGAUAUACAACACGAUAGCUCUUGGAGCUAGUGCUCUAUUCAUGAUAGCUUUAGCGUUCGUGACCAAAGGUCAAUCCACCGCUGGAAUAGUUCUGAUCAGUCUAACCACCGCUAUGUUUGGAUUCAACGGGGGUGGAUUCAAUAAGUGCGCUACCCUCGUUUCAAGGCAGUACAGUCCUUUCGUAUUAGGUAAUGUGCAGUUCAUCUGGUGCAUUGCAAUGCUGUUCUGUCCGAUUUUGGUUUCCUUAUUAUUACAAACGGGUGAUGUCUCUGAAUGGCGUCUCGUAUAUCUUGUUCAUGCUGCAAUACUUCUACUUUCUAACUUAUUUUUCUGUUUGGUCGCCACGGCAAAGCCUGCUCCUUGGACAGAUAACUCCAUUAGGCCUUCGUCUAAGAAAAAUACGCCUCUUUAUGUGGCUUAA